AUGACACCACCAAUCGACCCCCUCCGCGCACGCAUCUUCUCCGAACUAAACCUCCAACUAACACACCCCUCGAUCCCCAAACCCCUCCUCAACGAAUGCUCAAAACACCUCGCUUUCCUCGUGCGGUACUACGCCAACGACCCUGACUGUAAUCCGCUGAGAGUCAGUGUGCCGAUUGUUGAGGUGCCUGUUGUUGUACCUCGUGUGGGCAUGGCAGAGGAAGAGGGGGAGGAGGAAGAUGAAGAGGACGUAGAGAUAGAGAUAGGCUUGAAAAUCGCGUUGGUAGUUUUCGAGGAGAAGAAGAGGAAAAGCUCUGUACAGACAAGGAUGGAGGGAUUGCGGAAGAUGAAAAUGGAGAGAUUGUAUGGCGUGGGUAAGGUACUUGGGGAGGAGGAGGAAACUGAAGACGACUCGACACCAACGAUGAAGAUGAAGAGCGAUGACAAGGCUGGUGGUCCCGUUAGUAAGAUCGCCGGAUUUCGACAUUGUCUUCCUGCGUCGGCCUCUGGUACUGGUACUGGUACUUCUGCUUCUGCUUCUGCUUCAUCUCCAGCCGCGAAGCCAAGGAUGCGCGUACUGAUCGAGACGACUGGUACGCUGGGACAUUACAAGUGCUUGGUUGCUAAGCUUUGUGGCAUGGCCGAGCGUGUCAUAGCCGGACUGCUGGACGGUGAUGAGGAUAUGGUGCGUGCGUGCGAAGAGGUCAGGAGGAAUAAAGGUAAGAACGCGAGUGCAGAUGUGGGAAAGAGACCGGUGUGGGAUGUUGAGGCAUGUGGGGAGUGGUGUUAA
Alternaria hordeiaustralica is the source of this 789-nucleotide messenger RNA. RefSeq lists its product as uncharacterized. The transcript has a single exon. The record is from RefSeq and is a predicted model, not a curated record. NCBI's taxonomy places the organism in Eukaryota, Fungi, Ascomycota, Dothideomycetes, Pleosporales, Pleosporaceae. Bases 1 to 789 code for a protein of 262 amino acids.